AUGAACUUUGUCGUCAUUCGAUCACCGAUCAAUCGUUUUAUCUCAAUCUACAAAUAUCUUUGCUUUUUUGCGAAAUCUUGUGGCAUUCAUGCAAAGAAUUUCACAAGAAUGGUUGAGCAAUUUGAUUUGAUGUUAAGAACUGGUCAAGAAUUUGAGGGAGAAGUGCAAUUCCCGGGUUUUUAUGUGCGAGAUCAUAUGAAACCGCAAUCAUGG
Molecule: messenger RNA, 213 nt
Organism: Mesorhabditis belari
Lineage: Eukaryota; Metazoa; Nematoda; Chromadorea; Rhabditida; Rhabditidae
Source: the annotation of a GenBank genome assembly